AUGGCUUCUUUCUAUGACGAAAUAGAAAUUGAGGAUUUUGAAUUUGAUAAAGAAACGCAAACAUAUCACUACCCAUGCCCAUGUGGAGAUCGGUUUGAAAUAACAACGGCUGAUUUAAUGGAUGGAGAGGAUAUAGCUAGAUGUCCAAGUUGUUCCUUAAUGGUUCGAGUAAUUUAUGAUCCGGAUGAUUUCCAGGAUGAUAAUCAAGAGACGACUAUAGAUCUCAGAAAACAAGAGGUUGCUAUUUGA
This is a messenger RNA of Funneliformis geosporum, 249 nucleotides long. Lineage: Eukaryota; Fungi; Glomeromycota; Glomeromycetes; Glomerales; Glomeraceae. The record is from the annotation of a GenBank genome assembly.